This is a messenger RNA of Caenorhabditis briggsae, 6225 nucleotides long. It is a transcript of the gene Cbr-met-1, whose product is annotated as Protein CBR-MET-1. Gene Ontology annotation, molecular function: protein binding; DNA binding; nuclease activity. The record is from RefSeq and is a predicted model, not a curated record. Lineage: Eukaryota; Metazoa; Nematoda; Chromadorea; Rhabditida; Rhabditidae. Gene Ontology annotation, biological process: DNA repair; regulation of DNA-templated transcription. Gene Ontology annotation, cellular component: nucleus; chromatin. The coding region runs from base 1 to 6225 and encodes 2074 amino acids. The transcript has 17 exons.
AUGGUCCAAACAAGAAGGAAAACAGCAGCGGCUGCACAAGAUGGCGCAGUGAAAGAGAAUAAAGCGAUGCCAUCUGCACCGCAGACACCGACGAAAAAUAGAAAGCGAGGACGUCCGCCAAAAAUUAAAUCCGAAACAUCGACUCCGAGUAAUUCUAGCACUUUGAGUGCCGCAGGAAAAGCUCAACAUAAUUCCGACGAUAAAGUUAGAGAACCGAAGCUUCGCAAUGGAUGUAAAAGCCAGGACGACGAUAUGUUAUUAAUAAAUGGGAUAGCUUCUUCUUCAAAGGAAGAAAAAUGUAAGGUGGAUGAUUUUCCAUCACCCAAGCCGAUUUUUCGAAGAAAAACUUCGUCGGAAGAGGCAGAAUUGAAUUCAUCGUCUUACUCCUCUUCCUCCAAGCGGGUAUCGAUUAAUAGGUUAAAAGCUGAAGAGAAGGAAGACGAAGAAGAAAUAGAUGAUAAGCAAGCGACAGCUAGUACAGACAACUCUCAAUUUGAUGUUAAGAUCUCAAAUACCGAUGAUCCUGUUUCUCCUUUGCAUCCAGACGACCCUCAGCCUUCUACGAUUCCUAUAGCUCAAGAUCUAUAUUCAUCAGCCUCAAUAGAGCUGGAACCAAGUUCUUCUACAUCUUCUGCAGCGUUUCUAUCAAAAUCUGAGAUAAAUUCGGCAUCAACAGUGUCUUCAGGGCAUAGUUUACACCAGGCACCAGUAACGGACGAUUCAGAGUGCAUGGAUAUAGCUGACUCAGAGAGUGAAGGUGAAAAUAGUGUAGCAGAAGAAGGUGAUAAUUUGCCUGACGACUCGUCAUCUUCCAUACCCUUACCAUCAUCCACCCCUCCAAAAAAUGCAAUAAAAGAGAUACAUGUAGACGUUGAGCAGCCAUGCUCAGCUACACCAAUUGAGAAGCCGCCAUGGGAUCGAAGCGAUGAAAGAAAUGAAAAAUCGAAUACCAUGGGUUCUCCUGGUAUGCAGCGGCCCAAGAUACACUUCUUACACCCAGCAUUCUCGAGUUUUCCCAGCGAUACUAUGACAUCUCCAAAUCCUGUGCCACCGGAACCAGGUCCAAAAUCGAACGAAAAUGGAGCUUCUGUAGCUUUCAAAAUGACUUUCAAAAAAACCCCUAUGAAUCCGCUACUAAAGGCGUCUGCUUUGGAACAACCUUCUACAUCUUCAGCACCGUACGUGUCAGCGACAGCAGAACCUUCUGCAGUCAACGAGUCUCUUGCUUCUCCUCAGAAACGUAGCUCGAACUUUGGAACUGCGACAUCCAAUGUUUUACCACCCCCACAAAUGGUCGAACUCCCAAAAUUAUCUUUCUUCAAUAACGCAUCAACGACGAAGCCGGUUGAUUCAGUUCAAGUUGAGAUUUCUUCUCCAAAGCCGAGUUCUUCUGUCACAACUUCUAGUAAACACUCAGAAACGGAGCUCCAAGCAGCGAAAAAAAGAGCCGAAAAAGUUGCACAAGAUAUAGAGCGACGUCGUCAUGAAGAAGGGAGGCAUAAAGGAGAAGAGAGAAGAGAAGAAGGCAGGUAUAAAGAAGAAAGAGAUGAUUACGAGCGCAGAAGGGAUGAACGAGAUCGAAAGUACAGGAAAAACGAUUAUGACAGAAAAUAUGACUCUGACAGGAAGAACGAUUUUGAGAAGAAAAGUGAUCAAGAGAGAAAAAAUGAUUCGGAGAGAAAGUUCGAUAUGGAUAGAAGAAGUGAGUCAGAUCGAAAUGAGCAAUCAUCAAGAGUAAGACAACGAGAAGAUGAUGAGAGGAGAGCUCGCGAAAGAGAACGUGAAGUCACCAGGAGACAUGAUCGUGAACGCGAAGAGGAAAGGAUUCAGAAGCUGAGAGAGGAGAAAAGAAAAAAUGAAGAAGCAGAGAGAAAGCAACGAGAGAUUGAAGAAAAACAGAAGAAAGAGGAAGAGCUCAAGAAAUUGGAGGAAAAGAAGAUCAAGGACGAGGAAAAACGGCUGAAGGAAGAAGAAAUGAAGAUUCCAGAGUUUGAAUUGAUCACAGAAUGCAAAUACCUUACAAGAAGCGCUAACAAAAAAAGAACCGAAUCUCUGUUGUGUGAAUGUGGACGGACUGGUGGAACAUGUUCCGACAAUACAUGCGUUAAUCGAGCAAUGAUGACAGAAUGCCCUUCUUCGUGUACAGCCAAGUGCAAAAAUCAGCGAUUCGCAAAAAAGAAAAUCGCAUCAGUAGAAGCCUACCACACUGGAACAGCUAAAGGAUGCGGAUUGAGAGCACUGAAAGAUAUUAAGAAAGGCCGAUUUAUCAUUGAAUAUAUCGGAGAAGUAGUCGAACGCGAUGAUUACGAAAAACGAAAACUCAAGUAUGCGGCUGACAAAAAACACAAACAUCACUAUCUGUGCGACACGGGAAUUUAUACGAUUGAUGCAACGGUCUACGGCAAUGCUUCUCGCUUCGUGAAUCAUAGUUGUGACCCGAAUGCCGUUUGUGAAAAAUGGUCUGUUCCGAAAACGCCUGGUGACAUCAGCCGAAUCGGUUUUUUCGCUAAAAAGUUCAUCAAAUCAGGUGAAGAAAUCACUUUUGACUACCAAUUCGUGAACUAUGGACGAGACGCUCAGCAGUGUCUGUGUGGUGCUCCUUCGUGUACAGGGUGGAUAGGAGAGAAGCCGGAAGAAUGCUCAUCAAGCGACGAAGACGAUGACGAUGUCAUCACUACGAGCCACAUCACGAUGGACGAAGACCAGGAAGAAAAACUAGAAGAGCUGGCUGACCUGGAUUCAUAUCAAAGAACGGAACUGAUAAACGAAAUGCUUGAAGAUUUGAAUCUGAGAACAAAGAAACAUGCAAGAAAAGUUAUUACCAUAGCUACAAGAAUGACUGACCAUGCACAACGUGAGCAGCUCCUCAAAGAUAUAUUUUCUACUGACACGAAUCUAGCUCUCCAAACUUUCUACGCCAAGGAGGGGAUGGCUUCACUAAUGGGCGAAUGGCUUGAGGCGGAUGACUAUACGUUACCAAAUCUCCAACUGGUCCAAGUGAUACUACAAACUCUCCAUGGUGAUGCUUUCUUGUCAUGUGCAAGAUCGGAUAGUCUCUUAUUGGAAGUAGUAACUCGCUGGUCGGAGUCGACUCCAGGUCCUUGGGUCAACAUUCAUGCAGUGAUGAAUGCAUUGGUAGCAUGCACUGAAGCUCCUGAAAAGGAUUACAAAAAUGUUGCAGAAGAAGCUGAAAAAGAAAUCGUGGACAACUUCAACAGAGCGAAAGAAAUGGCCUACCGACUGAAUCAUCACUGGUUCUAUCGCUCAGUAAGCUUUAGAAUUCCCAAAAAGAAGCCAACGGUUGAAAGAAAUGCUUCUCGGAAUGCGGAAGCAUCGUCUUCUUCGUCGCAAUUGGUGGAAACUAGUCAGAAUCGAAAUUCUUCUCCGGUCUACAAUCGCCAUCGUCAUCAUUACAACACUUCCUACUAUAACAACGAUCAGGAAUCUCAUCCCCGUUUCUUCAACAAUGGCAACGAUGUUCAUCAAUACCGCUUUACUGGCUAUCAUGGCAAUAAUUACAAGGAGAACUACCUAACACGUCGUCAAAACAAGGAUACGUAUCGUGAUCGCAGACGCGGUGCUCGUAGAUCAAGAAGUCGCUCAAGAAGCAUCUCUCCGCAGAAUUAUAAGAGAAGAAAAGUGGAUGAUCGUGAUAAUCACAGAAACCGUUCUCCGGUUGCCGAUAGACGGGUCGCUAGUUCCGAGGACAAGUCGAAAGAUUCUGUUAAAAACGAUAGGGAUGGUGCCCGCAGCGUAGCAGUCAAAGAAGAAAUGGAUACUCCAUCUGUCUCAGAAUAUGCCCCCAGACAUCCCUCCUAUCCAUUGCAGCCAGGCUUUGAGCAUUAUGCAGGUUUAUAUGAUGUCAAUACAGGAGUUCCAUAUAACGCCUAUCAUCAAAAUCCCGCUUAUUACCCACAUCCAUAUUCCGUUCCACAAGUUCCUCUGGCGAUAGAAACUUUGCCAAACAAAGAUUCUCUCUACAUUCUUUACGACAAAGCCACUCUCGAACAACUUUGUAGCCGUCUGCAAAGUGUUGAAGAAGAAGUUGAACUCCUCAAAGGCUUAAUUCAACAACGACGUGAAGAAAACGCAGCGGCAGAAAGAAUGGAGGCAGAACGUCGCCGACAGGAGGACGUUGAUACAGCUCGCAAAAUACAAAACAUGAAGUAUGUAUGGGCGACUGCCAAGGAUCCAGAUGGUCAGACCUACUACUAUAACAAAGUCACCAAAGAGACUCAAUGGCAUCUACCGACUGCCGAACAAGGUCUUCUAGAGCCAGAAGGAUAUGUAUGCCCUGUCAUGGCACAAGUUGCAGAAGAGCAACGCCAACGAGAAAAAGCACUGAAGGCAGAAUCUAAAGUUGACUCACUAGAACCAGUUCAAAUGGAAUUUAAGCAAGAGCUCGAAGAUAAUGAAGGCGAAACCAAGGAUCGCCAGAAACGAUCUACAACGGAAAAAUCAUCUGUGUCUCCAAAGCCUCAUCGCGACCGUGAGUAUGAUCGGGAGCGAGAUCGCCGAGAGGAUUCCCGUUCUCGUGAUCAUAACAACAAGGAUUCGUGUAGGGAAAGUAUGGCUAGUGAACGUCGUAUUCGCGAGUUCAAACAAGAACUAGAGCGUUCUAUUCGCUCGGAAGUUAGAUCCCAUUCACGCCUACAAUAUUCACAAGAAGCUACUAGCGAUAAAACUACAUGGCUGAUCAAAUUGAUUGCUAAGGAAAUGUUCAAACGAGAAAGUUCUCAGCAUAAAUUCGACUUUCAAUUCUCUGAAAACACAGAUAAAAAGGUCAGAAACUACACAAAAUCGCUAAUUGAUCAAGGUUUCAGAUUCUUCAGCUUCGUCCUUAUUUUAAGAUUCACAGAGUUCUGGGAAAAAUUCUUGUUUCAGAUGUCCAAAAGGGUUACGGUGAAGAUCGAACACUCGAAAAACGUAUUCUUCGAAAAAGUGUUAAAACAACAACACCAAGAGCAAGAAGAUCGGAAACUGAAAUAUGUUCUUCACAAGGCUCACGAAAAUUUGAAAAAGUGUCCAUUUGAAAUUCGGAAUAUUGUCGACUUGAAAAAUGUGCAAGGAAUCGGAGAGAAUAUUGCAUUGAAAUUAGAAGAGACGUGGAGUGUUGCUUGCCAAGAAAACAAUGGACAGGAGCCGAACCUCAAAACCAUCAAAAAAUUCACCUCGGAAGACUGUAAAAGAUUUAUUAAUGGUCGAAAAUCGAAUACCGAACGGAUGAAAGAUGCAAAACGUCAAGAAAAACUUCAAAAGUCAAUAUCUGCUAAAGUUAUCAACGACGAUGAGUUUGUGUCUACUGAUGAGGACGGCAAUAUUCGGAAGACGACAUCGUCCAAAAAUAUCUCGAAAACCAAAAGUCAGCCAUUGAUAGCUCGUCCUCCAAUUUUAUUGCAACGAAUGAGGAGUGAUAUCUCAUCUUCUUCAAACACUUUGCCUACAUCGUCUUCUUCCUCGGAACCAUUAUCGUUUCGUAUUCUGACUUGUAAGCCAUAUGAGCAACCAACCGUAUACCUGAUUGCAGAUAACCGGGAGCAUCGUAACAAUCCCCGUUUGAAGUCUGUUAUCGAGCAUCUUGUGAAACAAACUGAAAUUCGUGUUGACAUUCGAUCUCUUUCUGUUGGUGAUUACAUAUGGGUAUGCCGGAAAAUCGAUGGAUCAGAGAUUGUGAUGGAUUGGGUCGUGGAAAGAAAAACGUGGGAUGAUUUGCAGUCAAGUAUUCGAGGAGGGAGAUAUGAUGAACAGAAAGCUAGAUUGAGAAUGGCACCAAUGAAGAACCGUGUUUAUUUGAUUGAAGCACACAAUAAAGGAGAUGUAGCUUGCGAACAGGCAGUGGCUUCAACACUGUCUAAUGGAGGUUACUUAAUUCAAAGAUGUGCUGAUACUCGUGAUACUGCUGCCUUUCUCAAAGAACUCACUAUUCGUCUAAUGAACAAAGCAGCUGUUGAGGAAAUUUCGGGCGUUCCGUUCAAUCAACUUCAAAGUCUUCUCCAAAAGAAAAAGGCUGAAACUGUUAAAGAUGCAUGGAUCCGACAAUUAAUGGUGUGCCCUGGAAUGUCUCAAUCUCGAGCCGAAGCCGUUGCGGAUCGCUUCCCUUCUAUGAUUUCACUUCUUAAAUUUUUCCGAUCCAACGGUGAUGAUGCACCUAUAAGGCUGCUGCAUAUAUUACCACAGCUAACUCGUCCUAUAAGCCGUAACUUGUUCAAAUUCUUUAUUCAAUAA